This is a messenger RNA of Onychostruthus taczanowskii (white-rumped snowfinch), 2003 nucleotides long. RefSeq names its product RAR related orphan receptor B (gene RORB). The record is from RefSeq and is a predicted model, not a curated record. The coding region runs from base 297 to 1676 and encodes 459 amino acids. The transcript is spliced from 10 exons. Gene Ontology annotation, molecular function: zinc ion binding; RNA polymerase II cis-regulatory region sequence-specific DNA binding; nuclear receptor activity. Gene Ontology annotation, biological process: regulation of transcription by RNA polymerase II. Gene Ontology annotation, cellular component: nucleus. Lineage: Eukaryota; Metazoa; Chordata; Aves; Passeriformes; Passeridae.
UAACGUAACUCCUUUCCUCCUCCUCCUGUGCUCAGCCCCUCGCCGCCGCUCGGCUGCCCAGGCGCCCCCCGCAGAGGCUCUGCCGCUGGCAGUCGCGGGGCGGCCGCCCCGGAGCAGCGCGCCCGGCGGCGGGGAGCCCGCGGAGCCGCGCCCCGCGGAGCCGCCCCGGAGGUAUGGUUUUCCCGGCGGAGCAGAGCUGCGCCCGCUGCCACCUUCGCGGGUGUUGAGACGGGAUUUGUGCGGUGCGGUUCCUGGGCUCCUAGCUUCAUGACUGCGCGGAGCGGGGAACCAACACCAUGCGAGCACAAAUUGAAGUGAUACCAUGCAAAAUUUGUGGUGAUAAAUCCUCUGGAAUACACUAUGGAGUCAUCACAUGUGAAGGCUGCAAGGGAUUCUUUCGGAGGAGUCAGCAGAACAAUGCAUCCUAUUCCUGUCCAAGACAGAGAAACUGUUUAAUUGACAGAACCAACAGAAAUCGUUGCCAACACUGCCGACUGCAGAAAUGUCUUGCCCUGGGAAUGUCUCGAGAUGCUGUGAAAUUUGGAAGAAUGUCCAAAAAGCAGAGGGAUAGUUUGUAUGCUGAAGUGCAGAAGCACCAGCAGCGACUGCAGGAGCAGCGGCAGCAGCAGAGUGGUGAGGCAGAAGCUCUCGCCAGGGUUUACAGCAGCAGCAUCAGCAAUGGCUUGAACAAUCUGAAUAACGAAACUGGCAGCACCUACUCCAACGGGCACGUCAUCGACCUGCCGAAGUCUGAGGGCUAUUACAACGUGGAUUCUGCCCAGCCCUCCCCAGACCAGUCUGGGUUAGACAUGACUGGAAUCAAACAGAUAAAGCAGGAACCUAUCUAUGACCUCACCUCUGUACCAAACUUGUUUACCUAUAGCUCUUUCAACAGCGGGCAAUUAGCUCCAGGGAUAUCCAUGAGCGAAAUCGAUCGAAUUGCACAGAAUAUCAUUAAAUCUCAUUUGGAGACAUGUCAAUAUACAAUGGAGGAAUUACAUCAGCUAGCGUGGCAGACCCACACAUAUGAAGAAAUAAAAGUUUACCAGAGCAAGACAAGAGAAGCUCUGUGGCAGCAGUGUGCCAUUCAGAUCACCCAUGCUAUCCAGUAUGUGGUGGAGUUUGCAAAGCGCAUAACAGGCUUCAUGGAGCUCUGCCAGAAUGACCAAAUUCUCCUUCUUAAGUCAGGCUGCUUGGAAGUGGUUUUGGUGAGAAUGUGCCGUGCCUUCAACCCACUUAACAAUACUGUUCUGUUUGAAGGAAAGUAUGGAGGGAUGCAAAUGUUUAAAGCUUUGGGUUCUGACGAUCUGGUAAAUGAAGCAUUUGACUUCGCAAAGAAUUUAUGUUCCUUACAGCUGACUGAGGAGGAGAUUGCCUUGUUUUCGUCUGCUGUUCUGAUAUCACCAGAUCGAGCCUGGUUAAUAGAGCCAAGGAAGGUCCAGAAGCUUCAGGAAAAGAUUUACUUUGCACUUCAACAUGUUAUUCAGAAGAACCACCUCGACGAGGAGACAUUGACAAAGUUAAUAGCCAAGAUACCAACGAUUACUGCACUUUGCAACUUGCACGGAGAGAAACUGCAGGUAUUUAAGCAAUCUCAUCCAGACAUAGUGAACACACUGUUUCCUCCAUUAUACAAGGAGCUUUUCAAUCCAGACUCAACCACUGGCUGCAAGUGAAGGGGAUAAUAGAAUUUUCACGUAGUCAUGGAAUGCAUCACUAGUAAGACAAAGAGAAAUGUUUUCAUGAAGAAAUUAUUAAAAAUGUCACUACUGCAACACUAGGAAUGUCCUGCACUUAAUAGAAUUAUUUUUCACCGCUACAGUUUGAAGAAUGUAAAUAUGCAACUCUGAGUGGGGAUGUCUUUUUUCUCUUUUGUUUACUUUUCUUUUUUCUUUUUUUUUUUAAUUUUUGAACUGACAAUGAAUAUACAAAUAUAGGACACUGGGUGUUACCUUUCUUUUUUAAUUUACUUUUAUUGGGGGAUGUUUUGGGAGACAACUGUU